AUGUUCUCAUUUCUCUUAUCUAGCAGUAUUUGUGAAACAUAUCAGGCUAAAUUUGGAUUCAACUCGGCUCCAUUGGUCGGCAAUGAACCAACAGCAAUAGAUUUUACCUCUUUAAACGAAGAUUCUUUCUACGUUUUGUUACACAACGCUGAUGGCAUUGAUAAAAGAAAACUAUCCAAGAAAAAUCAGUUUUCUAGUAUCAGUGCAAUAAAUGGAACCAAAUUUGCAAACUUCACAGUUUUACCAGAUUUACGUUGUGUCUUUGAAAACUUUAUUAUUGGUGUUUCAAGCAUGCCAAUAUACGCUGAUAUUAACCCAGGAAACUCACUGAACAGACAUUGUUUCUAUGUUGCCACAACUAAGAAUGCAGACAUCAGAUUCAAGUGCAACUUGAAUACAUCGUGCCACAUUCAAGUCUAUGAAGACAUGUUGAAUCCGAUUGAUAAGAAAGAAGAUGUUUUAAACUACAGAUCGAAGAAUCUUAUCUUUGUAGUUACUCCAGAUGAAUAUUCAUCAGGAGUUGCUGGUAUUUCAUCGAUCACAGCUCCAGACUAUUCAGAAAAUGAUACGGUUGGAUCAUAUUAUUACAUGAACAGUGGAUUCGAAAAGCAUUCUGUUCCAAGUGCAAAGUUAGGCAGUGAGUAUCCUCAAGAGGAUAGGUCUACUACAUAUACAACUGUUGUCACUGGUGAACCAGAAAAACCAGGUGUUCAUAAUGUAGAUUUGAGAUCAAAGAAGGAAACGAAGUUAUACAUUUCAGAACAUUCAGUUGUUAUGUUCUUGGAUACACCAAACUUCGAUAAAGUCAACAUCAAAGUUCAUUCAGGAAUCAACACAGUCAACAUGCGAAGUAAGUAUGAUUACAACAUUCCUUAUGCAGUUGUUUUCAAGUCAUCAGGAUACAUCAUCUUCCAGUCCGAUUUCACAUCAGAUAUCACAUAUUGCAUCAUCCCGUAUGAUAAAGAAUAUAAGUGUGACAACAAGUUCUUCAUCUCAGGAAUCAACCGUGAUUUCUAUUUGACACCAUCUAACACAAGCAAAGUCAUUCAAUACUCAGACAACGAGCUCCAGAUUCCAGAAGGCGACACUAACUGUUUAUUUGUUUUCCCUUCAUCAGACAAGAUCAAAUCUAACAUCACGUUGUUUGAGAAUGGCUUCACAGUCGAGAAUCAAACAGGUGUUGAGAAUACACCACUUUAUGCUGCAUACAUCCACAGGAACAAAGUUUCAAGUGACAGUGAAACCUAUCUUAAGAUCACAGGCAACAGCAACUACAAUGACGACAUUCGCAUGGUUACUAUGUCCAAAGGCGGCAAAGACUUCUACAUCGAGAUUGGUGGCACUCCAGUUGGCUUGAUUGUUGGUGUUAUUGUUGCAGUUAUACUUAUUGGCUGUCUUGCAGCGGGUGGAUACUUCCUUAUCAAACACAUCAAAGGCAAACAAGCAGACUCCUCCUCACGUGGUCCUCAAACAGUUUUAGUUUAA
Trichomonas vaginalis G3 is the source of this 1485-nucleotide messenger RNA. RefSeq lists its product as uncharacterized. The transcript has a single exon. The coding region runs from base 1 to 1485 and encodes 494 amino acids. NCBI's taxonomy places the organism in Eukaryota, Parabasalia, Trichomonadida, Trichomonadidae. The record is from RefSeq and is a predicted model, not a curated record.